Messenger RNA from Myzus persicae (green peach aphid), 384 nucleotides. RefSeq lists its product as uncharacterized. The annotation marks the transcript as partial. The transcript is spliced from 2 exons. The record is from RefSeq and is a predicted model, not a curated record. NCBI's taxonomy places the organism in Eukaryota, Metazoa, Arthropoda, Insecta, Hemiptera, Aphididae.
AACUGCUUAUUUCCGGUGAUCCAACAACAAAUAAGGUUAGCUAACCAGACUAUGGUUGACUGGGCUUCCUUUUGCCGUGAGGUGGUGUACGACAGUAUGAUUGUCAGGAAGGUGAUGAUUGGUGGACACGGACAUACGGUUGAAAUCGACGAAUCAAAAUUUGGCAAAAGAAAGUACCAUCGAGGGCACCGAGUAGAAGGGCAAUGGGUUUUCGGCGGUUACGAACGAGAGACAGGUAAUUGUUUCAUGGUGCCAGUUGAAAAUCGUACCGCCGAAACACUAUUAAAAAUUAUUAAGGACUGGGUGAAACCUGGAACCACAAUAAUUUCAGAUUGUUGGAAGGCAUACAAUACUUUAAACAAUGAGGGCUACGUUCACCUUACG